AUCUAUAACAUCUACGAUACUUUGUAAUUGUAAGUCUUGUGUAUUGAAAAAUUGAAUGUAUGGAUAAAACUAUUAGUACCUUAUAUCUAUGUAUCACAUACUUUGGUUUUAAGUAGUACGUGUCACUACUAAUUUAAUAGAUAGUCACUAUUAAAUAAUUUCAUAAACUUUAUAAAGAUGGCAGUUGAUUCAAAAUAUGCUCAUUUAAGUGGAAUUGCUUAUGACCAACCUGAUGUCUAUGAAACUUUUGAAUUGCCAGAAGAUGACCAACAACUUGAUUAUGCAGAAGAGGACAACGAAGAUAUUGAACGUAUUAAAUUGGUUCCAACCGAAGCUUAUAAACACUUUAAAGAUAAAGUUGUCAACUCAGAUAAUAUAGACUUUUCUGAUAAAUUAGGCAGAUCAUUAAAAACAGGAUAUAAUUCAAAUCAACUUUGGGAAUUAGCUGCACAAGGAGAAAAAGAAACGCCAUUACAAAAGUAUUAUAGAUUAAAGUUGGAAACUGAAGAAUUAGUUCAAGAAAUAAGUUCUUUGCAGGAAAAUAAAAACGAUCUUGAUGAGGAAUCAUGCACUAAUAUAGGGUCUCAAGUACAAGAUGUAAUGCUGAAACUGACUACAUUAAAUAUAGAAAAGUCUUUUGAACAACAAUUAGAAAAAUUAGGAACAUCUGAAAUUAAUAAUUUACAAAAGUAUGUAGAAACUAUUACUGAAUUGUUAAAUAAACGUCCAGAAAGCAGUGAUAAACCGCAAGUUGCUACAGAAACUGUUUCUGAGGCAUUAAAUUUCCAAGCGCUAAUAAGACCUAACAGAGCACAACUUGAUCAAGUUUCUCAAAUUUCUCGAUUGGAAGAACGUUUGCGUAAAUUGGAAGCGACAAUUGGGACUGGUGCUUUAACACUUAAACGUUUAGGCGUUUGUGAGAGUGGUGGUUUGAUUGAGGCUGUUCGAUUAUUAUUAGGGCAGCUAUCUGUUCUUAAUUCAACUCAAUUAGAUGCAGUAGAUACUAGAGUCUCGAAUUUACUACCCAAACUUGAACAAACAGCUGCAAAACUAGAUUCUCAAGAUCCUGAAAAAGAUAAAAAAAUUAAUGAACUUUAUGAAAUAAUUUUAAAAGCAACUCAAGAAUCACAUUUAUUACCAGAAGUUUUACAAAGAAUGGUAGCAUUAGAAUCAUUGCAUCAAAAAGUUGGAAAAUUAGUGAUGACAAUUAGCAACCUGAGUGCUCAGCAUACAGAAAAUGCUCAAAAUAUUGAAAAAAACGAAGAGUUUCUUAAAACUAUAGAAUCUCACAUUAAUCAAAACAUGGUUAAAAUGAAUUCUAAUUUGAAAUCUUUAUGCACACGAGUGGAAGCUGUGGCAGAAAAGUUGAAGCAAUCUGAAGUUUAAUCUUAAAACUAAAUUUAGUUUAAUAUUUUCUAAAUAAAGUUUAUAUCAGAGUAUAAAUUUUAUAAAUUGAUAUAAUUAACAUUUUAUUUUUUAAAGUAUAAUUUAACAUGUACAGAUUUGUAUGCUUUUUAAAAUAGUCAAUUUGCUUAAUAAUAGACACCAUAAAAUUAUUCUUAAUACUACAAAGCCUAAAAUAAAUAAACUAUUUCAUAGCUG
Molecule: messenger RNA, 1602 nt
Organism: Melanaphis sacchari
Lineage: Eukaryota; Metazoa; Arthropoda; Insecta; Hemiptera; Aphididae
Gene: DCTN2-p50
Product: dynactin subunit 2
Exons: 8
Coding region: 178-1386 (402 amino acids)
Biological process (GO): mitotic spindle organization
Cellular component (GO): cytoplasm; dynactin complex; centrosome
Source: RefSeq, a predicted model, not a curated record